Molecule: messenger RNA, 824 nt
Organism: Durusdinium trenchii
Lineage: Eukaryota; Dinophyceae; Suessiales; Symbiodiniaceae
Source: the annotation of a GenBank genome assembly
UGCUUCUCCAUGCCAGAUCACAGUACCAUCCCUCUUUUCACUCUUCUUUGAGAUGCUGCUCCACGGUUCGGUGCGUUGAUCACGAAGCUGGAGCCGAGGCACGUUGGGAUGUGGCAUUGCUGGAUUCCGGUGGCCACAUCGUGGACAUGAAUCCAGGCUUGUCAACGGAGAAUUGGUGGAGUCAAGAAUGGUCCUUGCGACCGCUGCUGUUGUCUUGGGAAGGUGUGAGCCAUCCGGCGACACAGAUCGCGGUCUCCGUGAUCUUCCAAAGUCGACGUGGGGACGCACCCGCGAUGCUGUGCUUGUAUCCACCGUCUGACUUCGCUGAAGGAGCACCGGCAGAUGCUGGAUUUUCCAUGUCAAUUGGCCAAGGUGAUUUGCUGUCAGAUCGCUUGCGUUUGGUGCCAAGCUGGCCCUGGGUGGUCCAGGCUGAUGUUCGCCGGAAACGGCGACUCUGCCUGGCCAUGGCUGGAAACGUCACAGAGAUGGCGCCGAAUGUGCAGAUGUCCUUCACGGUCCUGGUCGCCUUGCCGGAAACGGCCAAGUGGCCAGUUCAUCACGUUUGGUCGUUGACGCUUUGCCGCAGUGCCUGCACAGGCAACCUCAGUCAGGAGAUCAGCUUCAAUUUGCUGGGCUUUUUGGAGGGAGAGGCGCAUCCUGGAUGGCAAUCCACGGAGACCAACGGGGUGGAGCGUGCUCGGCAGUGCUCCGCAUGGCUUGGCCUCAUGAGCCUAGCGGCGCUGGGUUUGCGGUGAACAGCGAAGAAGAGGGGCAGCGGCCUGCUGCUCAAAGUCGAACGCCCCAGCAGGCCCCGCCAAUAUCUA